Parnassius mnemosyne (clouded apollo) is the source of this 702-nucleotide messenger RNA. NCBI's taxonomy places the organism in Eukaryota, Metazoa, Arthropoda, Insecta, Lepidoptera, Papilionidae. The record is from the annotation of a GenBank genome assembly.
AUGCCAAACUUGAAUCAAAAGCAAAUAGAAGAGUAUUUAGCUCUAAUAAAUGAUGGAGAGAGGUCGGAAGAUGAUCUUGAGGAGUCGGAUACAGAAGGUCAUGAGAAUUUUUGUGAAAAUCGAGACGAUCUUGAGAGUCCAUUAGAAGAGGAAAAUGAUGACCCCGAUAAUAAUCCAUUCAUGGCAGGAGACCCGCCAUUGAUAAAUGAAGCUACAGCAAAUGAUCAAGUGCCACAGGUUCCAUUCCCCUCAACAAGUCAAGCUAGUCGCCGAGCAACUAUGAGAGGACUCGUAUGGAAGGUAAAAAAUUUUGUUUUGAAUUCUGACCAGACAGCUUUUCAUGGAGACACUACAUAUCCACCAGAACUGAAGGAUGAGGCUACUACUGGUACUCCCUAUAGUAUUUUUUCACAUUUUAUUACAUCAGAAAUAGUUCAAAGGAUUGUGGAAGAGUCUAAUUUGUAUUCCGUUCAAAAAAAUGUGACUAAACCAUUAAAUUUGUCUGAAACUGAGCUAAGAAAGUUUAUGGCGAUACUGAUAUACAUGUCUGUUAUAAAAUAUCCCAAUGUACGGCUAUACUGGUCAAAUACUGUAGGUUUUCAACCAAUCAAGGACAUAAUGACUGUCAACAGAUUUGAGACUAUUCGUAGAUUUCUACAUUUCAACAAUAACGAGAAACAUUUACCCAAGGAACACCCAUAA